Molecule: messenger RNA, 3348 nt
Organism: Saccostrea echinata
Lineage: Eukaryota; Metazoa; Mollusca; Bivalvia; Ostreida; Ostreidae
Exons: 2
Coding region: 436-3291 (951 amino acids)
Source: RefSeq, a predicted model, not a curated record
UAUCGGGUUUGAUUAGAUUCCUCCAAACUAGUCAGUGUGUGUGUUGUAUUGUGACACGCCAGUGACACAGUGCAACAUUAUGAACUUUGUGGCCUCGAGAGGAGGACAUGGGAACAAGCGGGGACUGAAGCAUAAUUAAUCUUUAUUGUAUUGGAUAUCACAAGGAAUUUGAAUAUCCGUAAUAAAUAUCGAAGAUAAUGUGAUAAACGGAUUAUUACUUAGAAAUUUUCAGCUAAUGCAGAUGUUGUUCUUAAAGAGGAAGUUCGCUGGCAACAUUAAAAAGGAGGAAAUAAACUGCGCGCUGAUUCGCAUGAAAUGUUAUAUCAAAUAUAAAGGACAAGUUUCCUGAGCGACGGAGUCGGGGAAAUAUUUAGAAAGAUAAAAAAUUUUUGUUUAGGAGAGAAAAUAUUCCCUUGUAAGGAUUUUUAAUAAACAAUGGAAUUAGAGCAUUCCUUCGAGGGUUUAAAAUUUGAACCUGGAACUUCUUCUCUGUCGGAUAUAAAGAGAAAUUUUCCUUUGCCUGUGGUGGUCGUUUGUGAUGCCUCAAAAAGCCCCGUCCCUGUGGAUAGAACCAGAUUUAACUUUGAUCUGAGACAGCCUUUACUUUUGUACAGAAGUAGAAACAUUAAGAAAAUCAGCGCUAGAAGUGUUUACAUAGACCCCUCGUCACGAGCCUUUCACGAUGUAGGCGAACAGCUUCUUAUACCCGAGGAUUAUAGAGGGUACUUUUCCUUGUUAAAGAAGAACUACAAUAACGGUCCCGUGGACGACUUUGUUCCUCACUAUCAAGAGGUUUCAGAAGUAGCGGGAACUAAUACCGAGUCUUUCCUCAUUGGAGGGGAGCGUCGCGUGCAGGCCUUGCAAAUUGUGCGCCGGGAAAAUGGGAGCAUUAUCCACCAACAGCGCACUCUGUUUCCAGGUGAUGUUUUGCGAAAAGGAAAGAUUUAUAUUGGCGAAAAAAGGAGAAAAAGUAAGAUCUUCCGAAAAACAAAAGUCGUGGCGGAAAAGUACUUGUUGUGUACGGAUGAUGCAGAUCGAGAAAUUCUUCUUCCAUUCGACCAGAAAGGACUGUUUUACACUUUAACGACUACAACUGGGGAUGCAAAUCGUCCGGUGAUGCAGAUGAGUGAAAUUGUUGAUAAGAAGUGCUUCCCAUGUAUUGUCCGUCUUGUUUAUGGUCGUAUUCCUAACACACCAUGUUCUUUCACCGGGACGCUUCGUCUGGAGCGAGCAGAUCUGGAGCAAUCAGUUGUAGCCGCAACGUUAGCUAACACCAGAAAUAUUCUUCUAGAAAUCCCUACUUCAUGUGAUCUACAAUUCAAUGUAGCUAUUUCCAACGAUGAUCUAAUUCGCAUGCCGUCGUAUCACCAAGCUUUGGAAUUGUGCAACGAGAAAGGGUCGAUUUAUAUGAGAAAUAUCAAAGUCUGUUACACAAUAUCCAGUGACUCUCACAAUGAGCCACCACUUGAUUUGCCCCUACUCGAGGAUCCUGCAGUCGAACCAGAACCAGUAGCACGCCGUAGAAAGCUCUCUAAGCAACUUUCCACUGGAACCGACACCUCAGAUGAUUAUAGCCAUGGUUCCGCAAAUCGAUCAUCCGACUAUGUUGAAAUGCGAUCCGUCAAAAGUGGUUCGAUCACAGAAGAGAGCUGUGAUGAAGAUCUCAAUAGAUUCUCACUAUUCUCGAAAGAAAUCAACCACAAUGAUGUCAGUCCUACUCCUUGUGCUUGCACCAAUCAGUUUUCGAACCCAUCCUAUAUAGAAGGUGCUAAUGAGCCACAACCAGAACAACCAGUUCUUCAAAUUUUCUUAGGGAACAAAUGUUUAUCUGUUGAGAUGAAAGCUGACGAUAGUUCAAAUGAGUCACUUGAGGAACCACCUGAAAGAAUUCAAAAAUCAAAUCAAGAACAAGCACCCAAACCUUGCUUGGGUUCUGGUGGUUCGUAUGACAGCGGAAUACAAAUGGAACCAGACAGACAAGGUGGAAGGCGUCCCUCUACUAAAGUUUUCUCGGAAGCAGCACAUCAAUAUGAGGAUAAUGUAACAUAUGACGUACCCCGCUUGCCCUCCAGACGAGACAGUGCUCCACCUGGAUGCAGCACACUAGCUUCCUCUGAAAAAAGUUCAGAGAACGCAAAAGAGGCAUUUAAUCGCCGUCCCUCUACAUGGAUGAACUCAACAAGUCCUCGCCGCCCACCUCCCCCAUUGCCGCCCACGAAAGAAGUAAUCAUUGACCAGUCGUCACUAAUAGUCGCAAUAGAAGAAUAUGUAUCUGAGGAAGAAACGUUAGAUCCUGUUUAUCAAAAUAUUGCAGGUUCUCAUACAAGUAUGGAGAACUUAUUCAGGCAUAGGGAAGGCAGCCCGCGACUGACACCUGCAAGUUCUCGGUGUUCUUCGACAAGAGAUUCAGGUCAUCUCUCUGAUGACUGCAUUCCUGGGCGAUCAAGCCAUAACUUUGACCGGGGUCGACUAUCGCCAAGCAUUUUUCAGACUUCUCCAAUUGGCGACAUUCCUGAUCUUCCUCGAAGUCGAAGAAAUUCUGAUAGUCCAAUUGCAGACGAUAGUCCGAAUUCGAGUUUGCCGAUCCCUUCCCUUCCAAUUUCAGAAGAAUCGUCCAAAAAAUGCAAAUGUGACAGUCAUGAUCUUUUAAGUAACAAUUCAAAGACAGUCCUUGAAGAAAAAAUGUUGAAUGAUUCUAAGGAAGAAAACAACAAUCUAAAGAAGUCACUAGACGCUGACUUGGAUAAAAAACGAGAUACGCAGAUACACAUUGAAAACUUGGCUGAAAUAUUAACAUUAACAGAGACUAAUGACCCUGAUGCGUUUUCUAAAACAUCGUCGCAUGAUAAUUUUACUUCUAAAAAUACAAAUAUAGAACAGUAUUCGGAUACAAGUGAAUCUAACACAAAAGAGAGACACUGUUCUGUUUCGUCAUCGCAAAGCCUCGACAUUUCAGACGAUAAUUGUGAGGAUUCUGAAGAAAGUACUUCUACACCACUAAUUAACGAACAAAAUAUCCACAGACUCCGAGGACCCAAAAUCAGCAUUAACAAGAAAAAAUCCAGACAGUCAAAAGAUAUUUCUAAAAUGACAGUACAGGAGCUAGCAGUAGAAUUUCGGCAUGUUGGCAUAAAGCAGCAAACAAUAGACCUGAUUAUCAGCGAGGACUUAGAUGGACUCACUUUGUUAGAAAAGUAUCGGGCGCAUGAUUCCGUCCGGGACUUUUUGCCAAGUGUAGGGCUAAUUGACCUACAGAAAAUCUCCUUAUUUAUUCAAGGAUGUAAAUAUUGAAGAAAAAAAAAAUCUCUUGAAGAAAAUUUAUACCCAAACAAAAUCUUAUGUACAUAA